Tetrahymena thermophila SB210 is the source of this 156-nucleotide messenger RNA. RefSeq lists its product as hypothetical. Lineage: Eukaryota; Ciliophora; Oligohymenophorea; Hymenostomatida; Tetrahymenidae. The record is from RefSeq and is a predicted model, not a curated record. The transcript has a single exon.
AUGAACAAAAAUAAUGGCAUAAAAAUGCAAAAAAAAGUUUGCUUUGUUUCAUUUUAGAAGUAUUUUAUGAGUCUAAGCUAUUUUGAGUGCUUUUUAAGCACUUCAAGUGAAAGCAUGAAGCUAAAUAUCUUUGAGCUAAACCAAAAAUUCAAAUGA